AUGGAACAAGAUCAGCAAGGACGUCGGAGGAGCAUACGCAUCAUUGAAAAGACACUGAAAAGCGAAGCCAACACAGAGAAGACGCCAGCUUCAAUUUCCAACAAGAAAGGCCGUCAGCAAAGUGCUCUUGUCCAGACGAGCGAACGGAAGAAACAAGACAUCACGGGGAAACGAAACUCUUUAAGACGGACACAAAAGCCUCAAGCUAAAACAGCAAGACGAGCAUCGAAGAGGACGGCACCACAAAAGACCGCCAACGUAGCCAAACGUGGCCGUCGAAAGAAAGCACAGGGUGUGGCCAGUACAAGGAAGCAACCUAAGCAGGAAAAAGACCAGCAUAAAAGGAUACGUCCCUCGACCAAGACACAGAUUAAGCGGAAGGCACAAUCACCAGAACCAUCAUCCUUGAGCCCAGAACCGCAGUCCAAGAAACAGCGUCAAGAGCAGAACCCAGCAGUUCCGGAUAGUAAUAUUGACCAGGAGUUGCCUCUAGGAAGUCCACAAUUUGAAGGGGAUGCUGCUGUAUAUUACUGGAUCAACAACGGGAUUUGGCCGAAAGAAAUGCCUCAAUCUACCCCUAACACCCAAUUAUUGAAUACCCACCUUGCUUCUAGGCCUCCAACCAUUCCGCAAGUGACACAAACCCUCGAACCAACAACAGCGGCCAGGUCUAACCCCUAUGCUACAAAUGCCUGUGAAACCUACCUUAGGUCUAAAGGCAGCUACAUGAGAGAAUCUGUUGGAGUUGCAGAGAAUGAUAAAACAAUAUGUCAAGAUCUUCUUAGGAGAGAGGAAUGUGAAACUCCCAGUGGCACGGCAUUCGGCGACGAUGCUUGGGAAUAUGUCCUGAACUGCUUAUCAGACGCAAAUGAGACUGGGGUCACUCGAAUGAUCAGUCAAUUGAUUGUUCCCUCACCAGUACUCGAGAUCCAUAGGGGUCGACUGCGCUCUACUCCGAUAUUGAUUGAGAGUAUAAAUCAGCCUUGGAGUUGGUCGACUUCCCUUGAUGAAGAUACGAGCACGCGACGAAGUGCAGGGGCAAAGGAACCAAUGUCAUCUCUACCAACACCGCGGCCAGACUAUGCUGUGGGAUUUGCAAGUCAUGCAUUUACCUGCAAGCAGAUUCGCAAGCUUAAGCCAUUACUCGGUGAGCCUAACGAGACUUCUGUUUGCAAGGGCAUAGAAGAUAUGCUUUUCCCAUUUUUAGCUUGCGAAGUGAAGUCAGUAAAGUCCACUACAGGAAAUCUCAUGAUCGCAGAACGGCAAAAUGCUCACACUCUGACUCGAUGUCUCAGAGGUGUUGUUGAGCUCUUCAAAUUAUUAGGGUGUGAGAAUGAAUUACACCGGAGAAUUCUUGGCUUUUCUUUUUGCCAUGAUCAGGAGCAGGUGCAAGUAUUCGCUCAUUUCCCCGUGGUCGAAACUGCAGAGCCGACUUCAUAUUGUCGUGUCCGUAUUGGAAAAUGGAGCAUAUUAGACAAGCAUAGAUGGAGGUCUUACAAAUUUUCAAUGGCCAUCUAUCAUGACUGGGUCCCAGCAUUUUUUGCAUUACUUUGUUCUGCAAUUGACCGUUUACCGGAUAUACCUUCGGACGUUGCACCUCGCCAGUCUCUGGUUCAACCCGAGAGCCCAACGGACAAAGAAUCCUCGGGGGGCAAAAGUUCAUUUUUAGAGGACAAGGAACUGGUUACAGAUACCAAAAGGAAGCGUGGCAAUCAACUUCAGUCAGUCAUUGAGCGAAGGGCCUCCAGAGGCACAAAGAGGUUGAAGGAAGGAUAG
Molecule: messenger RNA, 1776 nt
Organism: Aspergillus piperis CBS 112811
Lineage: Eukaryota; Fungi; Ascomycota; Eurotiomycetes; Eurotiales; Aspergillaceae
Exons: 3
Coding region: 1-1776 (591 amino acids)
Source: RefSeq, a predicted model, not a curated record